Messenger RNA from Daphnia pulicaria, 2023 nucleotides. Its product is annotated as adenine DNA glycosylase-like. Gene Ontology annotation, molecular function: 4 iron, 4 sulfur cluster binding; oxidized purine DNA binding; purine-specific mismatch base pair DNA N-glycosylase activity. Gene Ontology annotation, biological process: mismatch repair; base-excision repair. The coding region runs from base 120 to 1580 and encodes 486 amino acids. The transcript is spliced from 9 exons. The record is from RefSeq and is a predicted model, not a curated record. Lineage: Eukaryota; Metazoa; Arthropoda; Branchiopoda; Diplostraca; Daphniidae. Gene Ontology annotation, cellular component: nucleus.
CAUUCGUCUACAUGUCACAAUGUCAGUCAAGUUCAAAAUCAAAACAUUGAAGUCGUGAGAACUAAGAAAUAUACUGAAGAAAAAGUUGGAACAUAAAGUUUAGAAAAUAGAUUCUUAAAAUGAAACGACUUCGUUCUCAAGUAAAAUCCUGUCUUAAAACUGAAACCGUGGAAAUAGAAAAUUCCGAAACUUUAAGAAAUCACCAUCAUGCUUUAUUAGAGGAAGAAAUAAGAAACCUAAGAGAAAAACUAAUCAACUGGUACGAUAUUAACAAGCGAGAUCUUCAAUGGAGAGAUUUAGCUAAGCAUAUAGAUCCUAACAUCAGAGGCUAUUCAGUGUUGGUCUCGGAAAUCAUGCUUCAGCAAACCCAAGUAGCCACAGUCAAGUCUUACUACUCAAAGUGGAUUGAAAAGUGGCCAGAUCUUACAGCUUUAUCUAAAGCAACUUUGGAAGAAGUGAAUACUCUAUGGUCAGGGUUGGGUUACUAUUCCAGAGGAAAGCGUCUUCAUGAAGCAGCAUGCAAAGUUGUUCACGAGAUGGAUGGUACAAUGCCUCAGAAAGCUGAACAGUUGCAGAAACAGUUACCGGAUGUUGGACCAUACACAGCUGCUGCAAUUGGGUCUAUAGCUUUCAACGAACGUGUGGGCUUAGUUGAUGGAAAUGUUAUAAGGGUGAUUACUAGGUUGUGUUCAAUUGGUGCAGACACCAGUAAAAAGAGUGUGGUUGAUGUCAUAUGGAAGUUGUCUAAUGAAAUGGUGGAUCCGGAAAGACCAGGAGAUUUCAACCAAGGCAUGAUGGAGUUGGGGGCGACCGUAUGCACUCCAAAGUCUCCUCUUUGUCAGUCUUGCCCUAUUAGUUUAAUGUGUCGUGCCUACAAGAGAUCAAACCAAAAAGAAGCAGUAGGUCCCACAGACAUCGAAGAUGUUCCUGAUUGCUUAUUGUGUCUGCCGAUCGACCAGCCUUGGAUUUUGAAGGAUGGGGUGACCAAUUAUCCUCGGAAAGCCAAGAAAACAGCAGCCAAAAUCGCCCGAAAUAUCGUCUUGAUUGUUGAGCGCCCAACAAAUGAAUCAGAUAGUAAUGAGUAUUUACUGUGGCAAAGACCAGUCAACGGUUUACUCGCCAACCUGUGGGAGUUUCCCAGUUUUCCCUCCCAUCAGUGGAGCGAUGACUUGGACGAGAGCAGCGAACUGACUGCAGCGCUGGACCAAUCGAAAGGACUGCUGACCGGGCGGACCAUCGAACGCUGCCAGUACGUGGCAGAUGUUUUCCAUCAAUUUUCUCACAUAUCCCAAACGUACGGUCUCUACCGUGUUGCGGUCAGAGCGUGUGAAAACGCCAAAGACAAUGUCGUAUCCUUGCCUGACCACUACCAAGGCUUCAGGUGGCUGAACGCCCGUCAGAUUGCCGGAGCAGCCAUCUCCACCGCUAUGAAGAAAGUCUUCCGCGCCUUCACCCAGAACGUGGACGGUAGUGGCAGCAGCUCGUCGUUGAAGCGGAAAACGAAAUCAAAGGAGACCGGAACCGUCUCCAAGAAACAGAUGACGUUGCAGUCGUACUUCAAGAACAGUCAGACCGAAUAGAAAAUGACGUUGGAAAAGAACAAUUCAAGUGAAGGCGUAAAAUGUGUAUUAAGAAUAAAGGGAGUUGGGAGUUGGGCGAGGAGCGGAGGAUACAAUUUGAAUUAAUUGCUCGUGAUGAUCUCCUCACGAAAGAUUACAACACUGCAACACAUAUCACAAUAGCAAGUGGUGGUAGUAACCAAAAGAAUCGCGAUUCACACAACUAAAAAUGUUUUUUUUUUCUUAUUUUUUUUUGUUUUGUCUAUUAUUUGAUUUUUUUUUAUUCCACGGCGCGUACAUAUUCAUCAUGCACAGGGUGUGCUGUUUCGUUCUUUAAUCGUCCGAGAUCACGCAGAUAUACAAAGAUUUGUUCCUUUUUUUUUUUUUAUUCUAUUUUCAUUUCAUUUUUUUUUUUUUUACCAUUAGAGAGAUAGGGGAGGAUGAAUUGGGAUAAGAUCAAAGUU